ACAUACUAAACUUCCAUACCGUGUGCGUACGUGGGCCGUCGAGGACGUUGCCGCUGUCUCCCCACUGAAAACACACUCUUUUUGAUCACUUUUGCAACCAAAAAGUUGAGCCAGUUUGCUCUUUGUGUGCUAUAGUAUGACUAUGGUGGGUCAGAGGGCAGGGCCAGAGCGCCGCUUUCUGUUCGAACGUAUUUGAAGUCUUCUGUCCCCCCAGCCUCGCGCUGAUUCUUUCCUCUUCGUCACACUUUCAUUUUACAAACGCCCACCGACCACGCAAGCCCUUUUUCUUGUAGUCUGCGACUCGCCCAUCAAAGCCUCUGGAGGAUAUUCAAUUCGCUUUCGAUAACCUCCUGUCCAUUCCUUUCAGUCGCAUCUACAAAGCUUAGUCUUAGCCGGUCUUCGUCCCUGCCUCGUAUCAAAUUGCUCCUGCUUCGGAUCACCCAAAGGUCAUUCCUUCAUUAUAAAUCUUCGAUUGCGCCUGUGGCUGCAUCAGAUUAUCACAUUCUCUCGCUUCAGCAAAGUCUGAAGAUAUAGACACCUAGGGUCAAUACCUCUCCAAAAAUACACAUCUCAGGACUCCUAUCCAGUUUCUCAAUAUGAAGACUGCUACUCUUUCUCUCGCGGCCAUCUCGCUGCUCCAGCUUGCUGUCGCUCAACCUCACAGACGCCAUGCCCAUGAGGCUUUCCAUGCCAAGAAGGAUGUGACUGUUCGCGACAACUCUAACAUUGCCCACGUCAUUGUCUACGUUGAUCAAAACGGCACCCCUGUCUCCACCACCACCAACCUGCCUGCCGCUCAGACCGAGGCCCCCGCCGCUCCAGCUGCGCCAUCCCCAACUCCCGAGGCAGUUGCGCCAGUCGUGGCCGACAAGGUAGCUGACACAAACGCAUCGUCGGCAUCAUCUCCAUCCGCCUCUGCGUCAUCCGCUGAUGGUUACGGUCUCACAUACAACCCAUACAACAAGGAUGGCACCUGCAAGACCGCCGACCAGGUCCUGAUGGACUUCGGUGGAUUUGGAAGCGGUUUCUCUACCGUCCGCACAUAUGGCACUGACUGCAAUACCGUCUCCACGGUGGUCGCUGCUGCCAAGGCCCACGGUAUGAAGGUUUUCCAGGGUAUCUACGAUAUCGCUGAUAUCUCUGGAUCUGUCAAUGACAUUGUCUCCGCCGUCAACGGCGACUGGUCGAUCAUCCACACCAUCUCCGUGGGUAAUGAGCUUGUCAACAGCGGCCAGGCAUCUGCCUCCGCCGUCGUUGCCGCCAUGAGCUCUGCUCGCUCGCUCCUCAGAGCCGCCGGAUACACCGGACCAGUCGUCACCUGCGACACUCUCGUCGCCACGCUCGCCAACCCAAGCCUGUGCGACAACGCCGACUACUGUGCCGUCAACAGCCACCCCUUCUUCGACCCUAACACCGAUGCCGCCAGCGCCGGAACCUUCUUGACCAGCUCGAUUGAGAGCCUCAAGUCGAAGCUCGCGGACAACACCCAGACCAUUGUCAUCACCGAGACCGGCUGGCCAUCCCAGGGAACCGCCAACGGCCGUGCCAUCCCAUCGUCGUCGAACCAGCAGACCGCCAUCGCCGCUAUCAAGUCGGCGUUCGAGUCAGCCCCAGCUAGUGUCAUGCUCUUCAACCCUUACAACAUGAUGUGGAAGACCAGCAAUGCUGACCAGUUUGAGGCUGAGCAGUGGUGGGGUUUCCUCGGCGACUGCCCAUCUGGCUAGAUUUGCACUCCCGUACCUGUUGUGGGGUUCAUGGUUUCGGUCUCGGGGCUGUGUCGUGUAUUCUUAAGUCGCUUUUUGGAAAGUUGAUGGAAAGAGUAUCCUUAGCACAUGAUCCUGUUGUCUUCCUACCCCCUGGGGUAGAGAUAGAUAGACGUUCCUAGAAUUCUUAUUCUUGACCGUUUUUCGUUGUUUGUUUUUUUCUGCUUCAUUGUAGGCGGGAAAGAAAGUUCACUUCUAUGUAUAUACCUAUUGUGCGUGCACGGAGGGCUGUUGGUAUAGUUGUCUUGGUGGGUGGCUUGAAAGUUAAAGAGAUUUAUUUACGAAAUAGAAUGAAUAUAGAAAAUUAUGAUUCCAAAAGUCGAG
Molecule: messenger RNA, 2087 nt
Organism: Pseudogymnoascus verrucosus
Lineage: Eukaryota; Fungi; Ascomycota; Leotiomycetes; Thelebolales; Thelebolaceae
Exons: 3
Coding region: 597-1724 (375 amino acids)
Biological process (GO): cell wall organization
Cellular component (GO): cell surface; extracellular region; fungal-type cell wall
Molecular function (GO): glucan endo-1,3-beta-D-glucosidase activity; 1,3-beta-glucanosyltransferase activity
Source: RefSeq, a predicted model, not a curated record